This is a messenger RNA of Knipowitschia caucasica, 255 nucleotides long. The record is from the annotation of a GenBank genome assembly. NCBI's taxonomy places the organism in Eukaryota, Metazoa, Chordata, Actinopteri, Gobiiformes, Gobiidae.
AUGGACGUGGAGCAGAGGGGAAAGAAAGGGAGUGUUGUCGUCUGCGAGGUGGAGUGGUUUGGGUUAGGUUGUGGUGGAGCUCUGAGCGCUGGAGGGGGGGCACAGGGGGCGAACCAGGCAGUGCAUACCCGCAGCAUUCAAAUGGAGCUCCCAUUGGGAGGACGCCUCCAGGACGCCUUCUGGGUUCUGGGUUCCCGAUGCAUGGAACUGGUCCCACACCGCAGGAUUCCCCUGGUGCGCAUGGAAAAUGGCUGA